Messenger RNA from Ciona intestinalis (vase tunicate), 1567 nucleotides. The record is from RefSeq and is a predicted model, not a curated record. NCBI's taxonomy places the organism in Eukaryota, Metazoa, Chordata, Ascidiacea, Phlebobranchia, Cionidae.
AGAUAUUACUGGUAUAGUGUAUUAUUGGUCGUUCAAACAUAAAUCAAAUGAACAACUCUUGUAUCCCUUCAACUGCCGCGGGAUUGAAAUACGGGUUGAUCUUACCAUCGAUACAGAUCGUUGUCAAUAUGGUUCCACUCAUCGCUAUUUUAACAAACCAUAAACAAUUGGUUCGAUUGAAGAGUGUUUACAUUCAUGUGGCUAACACUUUACUGGCAAAUGUAGCUUUAGCGUUGUUCGUAUUUUACACAAUGCUUAACUUCGUGUUAGUGUUUGAAAGACCAAGCAAUGAACAGAAUAAUCAUAGAUUCGACCCUACUAACCCAACCCACCGCACUAUCAUGGAAUGGUGGACCUUCCAAAAGUCGUUUACAGUUUGUAUUGCGUUGGCUGGUUGUUUCAGCGUGGUUGGUUUAAUAUUUGGUUUAAAGGAAACAAUGUAUUUCCCAAGUACGCCACAAUCGCACAAUUCUUCACUGUUUCAAACUGAAAACAACCGUAAUGGAAAACGACUGAAAACAGUAUUAGUUAUUGGAGCAACGUGGGGAGUUCCAAUCGUAUAUUCACUCAUAGCAACGUUUUCACUCAACUGUUUCGAGCACUGCAAAUGUCUCCCUGCGUAUUAUGAGCAUGCAUUUUGUAAAGCACCAGAUAAUAAUCUGUGUUCGGUUGAAUAUCUUCCAGUUUCAAAAAGUUUUCUGAUUGUUGUUUCUGCGAGUUGGUUGUUGGCUGUUGUGUUUCUAGUUACAGCUAUAUUUCAACAAAUCAAAACACUCAGGAGGAACAUGUUAUUUAUGAAAUAUGCUGCUACUCUUGUAAAUUCUGUUGCUACAUUAAGGGUUCCCCAUCUAACACCCAGGGACAUCACACUUAAAUACGUCAAGCCAAAGGUCAUCAACGAACAACGUACAAACGAAACCGGAAUAAUUGAAACAAAUCCAAAUAAUGUUGUUCAAUCCAAUGAAACAAACGACCGAAGAAAAAAGAUGGGCGAGUCACCAGCAAAGUUUUUAAGUCCUUCAAUGGAGUUAGUUAUCUAUUUAGCCCUGACAGCUAUAACAUGCACUAUUCCACAAAUCGGAAUAUUUAUGUACGAUGUUAUAAAAGUACCAGAAGAACCUUUUCCAAUUUCCAUAUCUUUAACAGCGUACACAGCUUUAUUUGUGUAUAGUGUCAGUUCCCCUAUUUUGUUGCUGAAGUAUUUAUCCGGUUUAAGAGAAGCUACUACCCGUUUGGUGAUGCAUUGCGAUUGUACAAGAAAAUUUAUUAUAAGUCGACCCUAAGUAAAAUUAUCAUGUUUUUCAAGUCAAACUUAUAUUUUUAAGUCAACUUUAAGUUACAUAUGAUUCGUUAAGUUAAAAUUAAACUUUUUUGGUCUAUUAAACCUGUAAUGUUUUAAUUGUACUGUAUUAUUAGUACACACCGAACUUAGUUUUACAGUGUACACAAAACAAUUAAACCAUUGUGAUACAUUAUCCUACAUUGUUACGGAACUGUGUAUGGUGUUAAAUAACAAUUGAUAUGAUAAGUCAUAGCAAAUAAAUACACCUACACAGCUUGCUGUGUU